Messenger RNA from Phalaenopsis equestris, 1453 nucleotides. RefSeq names its product phytanoyl-CoA dioxygenase. The record is from RefSeq and is a predicted model, not a curated record. Bases 258 to 1109 code for a protein of 283 amino acids. Lineage: Eukaryota; Viridiplantae; Streptophyta; Magnoliopsida; Asparagales; Orchidaceae. Gene Ontology annotation, molecular function: phytanoyl-CoA dioxygenase activity. The transcript is spliced from 9 exons.
GGCUGGGGAGAUAGACAGAUCAACAUCUCUGUUUGGCUAGAUUAUCCGUAGUCUCUGGUUCGACGGGGGGUUGCAUCUGUCACAAAAGCGGAUCAUUUAGUCGGUGAAUUAAUUUGCAUAAUCUGUCUUAAAGUAGAUUAGUAAGAACUUGGCGUCCUCGUUCCAUUCUCCCAAUUUUCGGUGCUGCCGGGGAGUUGUUGAUUUAUUUUUUCCGACGAACACCUCAAGCUUCCGUCUAAUUGCUCUCAAGGAAAGCGAUGGGGCUGAUCGGGAGUUUAAGCAAGGAGCAGCUCAACUUUUUCGACUCCAAUGGGUUUCUGGUUAUCGAAUCAUUCUAUAGCUCUGACGAGGUCCUUGAGAUGAGGAAUCGCAUGGCAGAGCUACUUGACGGUUUCGAUGCACCCUCUUCCUCUUCCAUCUUUUCGACCAAGAACCAGCAGCAGCUUACGGAUGAUUACUUCUUUGAGAGUGCAGAGAAAAUUUCGUUCUUCUUUGAAGAGAAAGCAUUUGGGAAUGAUGGCAAUUUGAGGCAACCAAAGGAGCUCUCCAUUAAUAAAGUUGGACAUGCUUUGCAUGAAAUUGAUCCUAUAUUCAAUAAAUUCUCGAACUCAGAAAAGAUCUCAAGCAUAUUUUGUUCAUUAGGAUACAAGAGACCUGUGGUUAUUCAGUCAAUGUAUAUAUUUAAGCAACCUGGCAUUGGGGGCGAAGUGGUACCACAUCAGGAUAAUUCUUUUCUCUAUACUGAGCCUCCAUCAUGCACAGGGUUGUGGUUGGCAUUAGAAGAUGCAACCAUAAUUAAUGGUUGCCUUUGGGCUAUCCCAGGAUCACACAAGAACGGCCUUGUGCGGAGAUUUAUUAGAGAUGACAAUGGCGUCCACUUUGAUCGUAAUUCGCCAUCCUAUAAUCAAAAGGAGUUUGUGCCGCUUGAAGUAAAAGCGGGCACUUUAGUCGUUAUACAUGGUGACCUUAUACAUCAAAGCUUUGAAAAUAAAUCUCCUACUUCAAGACAUGCAUUGAGCUUGCAUAUUGUGGAUACUGAUGGAUUUGAAUGGGCAAAAGACAAUUGGAUCCGAAGGAAAACUGCUCCAGAACCUCUCUACGUUUCUUGAGUCAAAUUUCCUCAUUAAAACUGAACCUCCAAAUAUCCUAAUUUCUCUGUUCUCUGACUGAAGACUGGCAACUGUAUGAAACGCCAUUUUUCAUGGAGGCGGCGGUUGAUUGUUCAGAAAUCCAGGGUAUGUGGAUAGGUUUGCUCUUAUGGAAAAACAGUAUGAUAAAUCCUCAUUUGCGUAGAUCCGCAUUUCCAUACAUGCUGUUCCCAAUCAACAUAAGCUUUCAUUACUUUGUUCCUGAUAUUUAUUGAAACAUUAUGUUGAUGGGUCAGAACUUGAUGUAUUUGAGUAUUUCUAAAAAUACAAGUAAAUUAUCUCAUAAAGUGGAAACUUCAUAUGCA